Coniophora puteana RWD-64-598 SS2 is the source of this 1523-nucleotide messenger RNA. RefSeq lists its product as uncharacterized. The record is from RefSeq and is a predicted model, not a curated record. The annotation marks the transcript as partial. NCBI's taxonomy places the organism in Eukaryota, Fungi, Basidiomycota, Agaricomycetes, Boletales, Coniophoraceae. The transcript has 13 exons.
CCGAUCACGACGGAUGGGUGGAGGUUAGAACCAACCACAGCGUCAGGCGUCAUGGCGCAGAGAUAUAAACGACGUCGUUUCGCCAAGGACCUAUCCUUAGAUCUCGAAAUCGACGCCGGGAGGACGGAGUUUUCUUACGUUAGUGACAAUGAGUCCGGUUGGAGAAACUGUGUACAUCCCGAAGGCGCUUUGUAUUUUGUUCGCACAAACCCACGAAACGAGGUGGGUCCAGCCCAUCGUACAAUCCUCACGAACGCAGACGUGAGGGGCCAAGAACGAGGUGUCUGUAAACAUCUAGACGACGCCAUUGAUGUCAUUCUCGCUCAGGCUAUUGAAAGCGAACUCAAGGCUGACGUCGAGCUGGUAUUAUGCCCUAAUAUCAAGCACAAGAUCAUCGGCUACUACUUCGUGGACGUCCAGGCUCGCUGUAUGAUAUGGGCGAACACCCUCAAGUUAUCAGAGACACGCAUCACUGAGAACGUCAAGGGCGUUCGGAGCAUGGAACACAUCAGAUAUGCGAUGGAGGCACAGUACUGGGCCCAUGUCGAGACGUUCCCACUCGCUAGAAGGUUGGAGGAAAAGGUGUAUCGCGAGCUCAGCCAUGCUGUUCUUCAUGCCAGUGCCGAGCGACUAACGAGCAAAACGUCGCUAUCCCCUUUUGAUGCGGAUGAACUGGACAAGAUUCGUGAUAUCUUGGACUCUCUGCAAGAUCAACUGGGAAAACAAAGCCCAUACGCAGUAUGCAUACUUGCUCGACUGUCACACUCAUUUGCUGUCUCCCGGUUACACAACUUCUGCGGACAGCCCGAAGCUCGCCUCGACGCUGACAAAUCUGUGUGGCCCGACGACACGCUGAACAUGCACUGGACCUUCAUCAGCCUUUCGAUCUUCAUGUUUGGUACCCCAUAUUCACAGCUUGAGCGGCUGAACACCGUCUGGGUAGAUCGUACGAUAAACUCCGCAAGAUGGAAGGAAUACAUCUCGACUGUGUACGACGAGUUCAUGGGAUUGACACUUUACUCAACGGUUAUGCUUGCCGUUGAUGUGUCUUUCCUGGCCGUCCCCAACGUUGAGCUCGCCAGUUUGGGAAAGGAAGAUGCAUCGACGGUCGCCACGUACGUCUCGAUAAUCGCGGUUGUCGGAUCCAUGACGCUUUCGCUUCUUCUAUCUGCGGAUGCACGACGGCGAAAAUCAGAGUCAGCCUCUAAAGCUGUUGGCCUGCUCGACACCGUAAGUAUGCUUUUCGGGCUCGAGCUGUUAGCCAUUAUGUACAGUAUGCCGUUCGCGCUUCUCAUGUGGGGAAUGCUAAGCUUCCUCAUUGGCUUCUGCUGUCGCGUCUUUCCACAAGCUGCGAUAUACACGAAAUGUCUGUGCGCCGUUGCGUUGCUUAUUCUUGCAAUGACCGUGGGCCUGCCGCUAUUUACGUGGUGGUGCGUGAAGCAGCUGGAAUCCAUUAAUGACCAGGCUCUCGAGUAGUUCUCUGGUUAUUCAUUAUUAUUCAUUAUUACAAUAAUGAAAAGCGC